Molecule: messenger RNA, 915 nt
Organism: Fulmarus glacialis (Northern fulmar)
Lineage: Eukaryota; Metazoa; Chordata; Aves; Procellariiformes; Procellariidae
Product: tripartite motif-containing protein 15-like
Exons: 5
Molecular function (GO): protein binding
Source: RefSeq, a predicted model, not a curated record
GAGAAGACCGAAGCUGAGCGGCAGAGGGUUUUCUCCAAGUUCGAAGGGUUGCGUCUCUUCCUAGAGGACCAUGCUCAUCAUCUGCUGGCUCAGCUGGGGGACCUGGAGAGGGACAUUGAGAAAAUGCAGGAAGAAAACAUCACUAGUCUGACAAAGGAGAUCUCUCGUCUGGACACCUUGAUCCAGGAGGUGGAGGAGAAGUGCCAGCAACCAGCAAGCAAAUUUCUGCAGGACAUCAGAGGCACCUUGAGCAGGUUUGAAAAUGAAAAUUUCCAGCAGCCCCCAUUGCUUCUUCCAGAGCUGGAAAAGAAAAUCAGUCACUUCAGGGAGAAAAGUAUUGUUCUCGAGGAGACUUUGAGGAGCUUCCAAGACAUCCUGAUGUUUGAGCUGCCUGAAAAGAUGAAGGUGACCCUGGAUCCAUCCACGGCUCACCCCCAGCUCAUCGUGUCGGCGGACGGGAGGAGCGUGAGGUGGGAAGAUGCCCAGCAGGACCCAUCUGCUGAGGGGUUCGGCACCGAUCCCUGCGUGCUGGGCUGCGAGGGCAUCACCUCGGGGAGAUGCUGCUGGGAGGUGGAGGUGACACCCAAAGGCUCCUGGGCUGUGGGGGUGGCCAGGGAGUCCCUGAAGAGGAAGGAGGAGACCGCUGUGAGCCCCGAGGUAGAGCUCUGGUCCAUGGGUCUCUGUGAGGGUCAGUUUUGGGCUCUCACCUCCCUUGAGCGUAUCCCGCUAUACCAGAUCCAGGUCCCCAGAAGGGUCCGGGUCUCCCUGGACUAUGAAAAGGGUCAGGUGGCAUUUUUUGAUGUUGAUAAGAGGGCCCUGAUAUUCACUUUCCCAGCAGCUUCAUUUAAAGGGGAGAGUAUUCAUCCCUGGUUCCUGGUGUGGAGCGAGGGGUCCCAGAUCACUUUGUGUCCCUGA